Oncorhynchus tshawytscha (Chinook salmon) is the source of this 3106-nucleotide messenger RNA. It is a transcript of the gene usp30, whose product is annotated as ubiquitin specific peptidase 30. The transcript is spliced from 13 exons. Gene Ontology annotation, molecular function: cysteine-type deubiquitinase activity; cysteine-type endopeptidase activity. Gene Ontology annotation, biological process: protein deubiquitination. Lineage: Eukaryota; Metazoa; Chordata; Actinopteri; Salmoniformes; Salmonidae. Gene Ontology annotation, cellular component: nucleus; cytosol. The record is from RefSeq and is a predicted model, not a curated record. Bases 619 to 2052 code for a protein of 477 amino acids.
AGUUCCACUACGUUAGCUCCGCGAAUAUGCCGUGGUGCAGAUCAGCGACAUCUGAAAAGCUUAUUCGGGAGUUCCUGUACUCUGGUACCAUUGUCAGGUCAGACCUGAAUGUUUUACAAGGCCUUUCUUUUCGCGCAUUAAAUGUGUGAUUGUGUCGGGGUUUAGCGAAGUGUGUUCAAUGAGCUUGCUCUUUCUUUAGUGCGCAGUUCGAACGACGUUUUUAAGUGGCGCACACACAAACGACGCCAAAGCAAUCGAGUACUGUUGAUCUGACUGCAUCAAUCUGAAAUUAACGAUUUGACGGACUAUUAUGGGAUUACCAUACCAUCUGUUAGCAAAAUUCCAACAUGUUUUAGAGACGUCUUUGUGCAUUGUGUCGUAGUAGAGGGUGUCAAAAAUAGCAAUCUACAGUAGCUAACGUUUAUAGGCAGAUCUGUCUGUCUGUCAUGUCGACAGGACUGCCUGUCGUUGGCUGGCGAACAUGUGUCAUGUUCAGCAAAUGAAAUUCGACUCAUAUCUAGUCAACAGGUUUAUUGAGCUAAAUUGGGCUCCGCUGCUGCUUUGGAUACAUUAGAGUUUGUUAGGUAUGGACACACAAUAUAUUCAGAGAAUAAAAUUAUGAAAAACUGGGGAGUCAUUGGUGGAAUAGCGGCUGCCAUGGCUGCUGGAGUAUAUGUUCUAUGGGGUCCAAUUACAGACAGCAAGAAAAGGAAGAAAGGCAUGGUACCAGGCCUGCUGAACCUGGGAAACACCUGCUUCAUGAACUCUCUGCUCCAGGGCCUGGCAGCCUGCCCAUCCUUCGUCAAGUGGCUGGAGGAGUUCACUAGCCGCAAAGGUGUGUCGGAGGGCGAGCCAGAGAAGGACCCCAAACUUUCCACAACUCUCCUGCAGCUUCUCCAAGCACUGUCAAACGACAACACUGGGGAGGAGGAUGUGCUGGAUGCAGGGCGUCUGCUGGAGGUCCUCAGACUCUACAGGUGGCACAUCAGUUCCUUUGAGGAACAGGAUGCCCAUGAGCUCUUCCAUGUCCUCACCUCUUCCUUGGAGGAGGAGCGAGACCGACAGCCCAAAGUCACCCACCUCUUUGACAUUCAGUCCCUUGAGAGUCUCCCAGAUAUAGAUGAUAAGACCUUAAGCUGCAAGAGUCGAGGCCCUCUUCAUCCUUUACGAAGUCCUUGGAAGUUUCCACAUCCUUUCCAUGGCCGCCUAACAAGCAAUAUGGCUUGCAAGCGUUGCGAACAACAGAGUCCAGUGCGAUAUGACUCUUUCGACAGCCUCUCCUUAUCCAUCCCUUCACCGCAAUGGGGCUGGCCUAUCUCUCUGGAUCACUGUCUCCAGCAUUUCAUCUCUUCAGAGACCAUUAAAGAGGUGGAGUGUGAAAACUGCACCAAGCUUCAACAAGGCACCUUGGUGAAUGGGCAUGUCCUGGAAAGCCAGAGGACAACCUUCAUCAAACAGCUUAAACUGGGAAAGCUCCCACAGUGUCUCUGUAUUCACCUGCAGAGACUGACAUGGUCUAAUGAGGGUACGCCCAUAAAGAGACAGGAACAUGUCCAGAUCUCAGAGUACCUGUCGAUGGACCACUACAAACACUGCGCAACCAUUCAGAGGCUCCAGGUCAUCAACUGUACUCCCAAAACCAUUAAAGCAGAGGAUUCAGGAGAGGCUGCAGAUAAGACCCCUCUCAAUGGCAAAGAUAUAGAACACCAUAACAACAACAAGCCACUGUCCAAUGGAACCUGUUCGUCUGUCUUUCUCCAUUCUUCUGGGUUGAACCCACAGGUCAACCUCACAUAUGACUACAGCUCCUCAGAAUACAACUUUCAACUGAUGGCUGUGUUGGUUCACCAUGGUGACAUGAACUCAGGACACUUUGUCACUUACCGCCGCUGCCCUCCCUCGCCCCACAGCCCCUCUCCAUUCAGCUCCCAGUGGCUGUGGGUUUCAGAUGACUCUGUACGCAAGGCCAGUCUGCAGGAGGUGCUGUCCUCCAACGCCUACCUACUCUUCUAUGAGCGGGUGAGACGGCUCCGUCUACUGUUGGAGGAGUAGAGCCCCGGAGCACUGAGCCAGACUGGACACCUACUCCCCUGCCAACCCAUACCACCACAGCCAUGUGUGCCACAGAAAACACCCCUCAGAAGUGUAAUUCUCCUGCCCCAAUGGCUUACCUGUAGGAUUGUGCUUUAACAGUACAAAAGAUUAUGCUGCUCUACUUUGACCUCCUGUCAUAUUAAAAUCAUGAAUGUCCCCCUCGUCUUUUACAGCGAUUUAGGAGGCACUGCCUUUUAGAUCCCAGAGAUUGCCUACCUGUAGGAAUGAUUGGACUGUUCUCAAAAACAUCUCAGAAUACUGGUAGUUGUUUCACAAACGAUUUGCGUUACUUCAACCAAGAUGUUUUAGGCUAAAUGGGUGUUACUAGAUUAGGAAAUGUGGAGGUACUUGAUAUGUAAUCACUGUCUUCAGCCAUUUGUCUGGAAAUAAUCACUCAAUACAUCUUAAUGUAGGUUUAAUUAAAAUAAUGCAAUGUUUCAAUUGACAUUGUAUAUAAGCUGCUGUAUAUGACAUUUUUCUAUGUGUGUAACAAAUUCAGAAUACUGUAAUAACGUGCAGGUGGUUUGGAUUGUAGUCUAGCUCCACAUGCCUGCAGACCAUUUACUUUCAUGUAGAAUAAUUUCUGCAGUUGUUGCACAAGAUCUCAUUGUAUCAAGCUAAUGUGUAUAUUGCUAUUUUUGUUCCUAAAUGAUAUUGAAGCAACAUGAUAGUUUUACAACUCUUUUAUAGAGCAGCGGAAUUGGAAUUGAUAUCAAUGUAACAAAUUUACCCCAAAUAUUGUCUGAUUUGCCAAAGUGUUAAAAGUUGUGGUGGUAGUGUGUACAACUACACAAUCUGUGUAUUGCUCAACAAGCAUACCAGUUAUAAAUACUGCCAUUUACUCACUCUCCUCCAAGUAUUGAAUUAGGAUGCAACCUCUAAAUAACCCUCUAACCCAUUUUCUGAUCAAUUUGCACUAAUGUAUAUUUUGAAGAUUUGUGUGUGUGAGACCGGCAAGAAGUUGAUAUUUUUCAAAGAUACAAUUAUGAAAAUAAAAAAAUCUAUAAGUGAA